Messenger RNA from Sorex araneus (European shrew), 3683 nucleotides. RefSeq names its product hexokinase domain containing 1 (gene HKDC1). Gene Ontology annotation, molecular function: D-glucose binding; fructokinase activity; glucokinase activity. Bases 568 to 3321 code for a protein of 917 amino acids. NCBI's taxonomy places the organism in Eukaryota, Metazoa, Chordata, Mammalia, Eulipotyphla, Soricidae. The record is from RefSeq and is a predicted model, not a curated record. Gene Ontology annotation, cellular component: mitochondrion; cytosol. Gene Ontology annotation, biological process: glucose 6-phosphate metabolic process; glycolytic process; intracellular glucose homeostasis. The transcript has 18 exons.
UCGAACCUGGGUCGGCCGCGUGCAAGGCAAAUGCCCUACCCGCUAUGCUAUCGCUCCGCCCCCCCCUCAAUUUUUUUAAAAAAAAUUAAUAAUAGGGAAAAAAAAAGACUAGGCUGUGGAGCAGAAGAAAUGAGAAUUUCCAAGAGGAGAAGGAAGGAUCAGAGGAAAGUCUUGAGCCUAAGCUUACUUCCUGAGCAGUGCAACAGUCACAAGUGGCUUCAUUUAAUUAAUGCCCAGCCUCUCAGAAGGCUUUUCCUCGGCAGCGCGAGCGUGUGGCUUAGCAAUAGCAACAAGAUUUUGUGGCACCCUGCUCUCGGAGGGUCAAGCGCCUCAUCACUGGAUUCCCUGCCUCUCUCUCUUAUCAGACGAAGUGUGCCGGAGGGAGGGACCAGAGAGCAGGGCAAAGUUUAAUCAUUAAUCGGGGCAGCCUCCAAGUAUUUUAUCGGGAGCACCUAGCGCCUGUGGAGGUCUCCAGCCUGAGCAGGAAGUGGGCUGCGUGCAGGAGCCGUGGGAGCCAACCCUGAACAGAAACUUCUGACAGGCUCCAGAGAAACCAGACUCGGGAAAAUGUUUGCAGUGCACCUGACGGCGUUUUUCUUCAGCAAGCUGAAGGAGGAUCAGAUCAAGAAGGUCGACAGGUUCCUCUACCACAUGAGACUGUCUGACGAGACGCUGCUGGAGAUCAUGGCACGGUUCCAGGCCGAGAUGCAGAAGGGCCUGGGGAAGGACACCAACCCCACAGCGUCGGUGAAGAUGCUGCCCACCUUUGUCAGGGCCAUUCCAGACGGCUCUGAAAACGGGGAGUUUCUUUCCCUGGAUCUUGGAGGUUCCAAAUUUCGAGUCUUGAAGGUCCAAGUCUCUCAAGAGGGGAAACGAAGCGUCCAGAUGGAGAGUCAGUUCUACCCAACCCCCAAUGAAAUCAUUCGAGGGAAUGGCUCAGAGCUGUUUGAAUACAUCGCGGACUGUCUGGCAGAUUUUGUGAAGACCAAAGGGCUGGAGCAUAAAAAACUGCCCCUGGGCCUGACUUUUUCUUUCCCCUGCAGACAGACUAAAUUGGAAGAGGGCAUCCUGCUCUCCUGGACGAAGAAGUUUAAGGCGCGGGGCGUUCAGGACACAGAUGUCGUGAGCACGCUGAAAAAGGCCAUGAAGAAGCACAAGGACUUAGAUGUGGACAUCCUGGCCUUGGUCAAUGACACUGUGGGGACUAUGAUGACAUGUGCCUUUGAUGAUCCACACUGUGAAGUCGGUGUCAUCAUUGGCACUGGCACCAAUGCAUGCUACAUGGAGGAUCUGAGCAACAUUGACCUGGUGGAAGGUGAUGAAGGUCGGAUGUGCAUCAACACAGAAUGGGGGGCCUUUGGGGAUGACGGGGCCCUGAAAGACAUUCGCACUGAGUUCGACCAGGAGCUGGACCUUGGCUCUCUCAAUCCAGGGAAGCAACUCUUUGAGAAGAUGAUCAGCAGCCUGUACCUGGGCGAGCUCGUCAGGAUCAUCUUGCUAAAGAUGGCCAAGACUGGCCUCCUGUUCGACGGCAAGAUCUCCUCUGCUCUGCACACUAAGGGCAAGAUCGAAACCCGCCACGUGGCCGCCAUGGAGGAGUACAAGGAAGGCCUUGCCAAUACCAGAGAGAUCCUGACUGACCUGGGCCUGGAGCCCUCGGAGGCCGACUGUGUUGCUGUCCAGCACGUUUGCACUGUGGUCUCCUUCCGCUCAGCCAGCCUCUGUGCAGCUGCCCUGGCCGCCAUCCUGGCGCGGCUCCAGGAGAACAAGAAGGUGGCGCGGCUCCGGACCACAGUGGGCAUCGACGGGACGCUCUACAAGAUCCACCCACAGUACCCCAAGCGCCUGCACAAGGUGGUGAGGAAGCUGGUCCCCAGCUGCGAAGUCCGCUUCCUCCUGUCUGAGAGUGGCAGCACCAAGGGGGCAGCCAUGGUGACAGCAGUGGCCUGCCGCCUGCAGGCCCAGAGGAAGCAGAUAGACCAGGUGCUGACUCAGUUCCGGCUCACCCACCAGCAGCUCGAGGGCAUCCGGGACAAGAUGCGGGGAGAGCUCGAGUACGGGCUGAAGCGAGACACACACGGGCAGGCCACUGUCAAGAUGCUGCCCACCUACGUGUAUGGGGUGCCCGAUGGCACAGAGCAUGGGAAGUUCCUGGCUCUGGACCUGGGGGGAACCAACUUCCGGGUGCUGCUGGUGAAGAUCAGGAGCGGGCGAAAGUCGGUGCGAAUGUACAACAAGAUCUUUGCCAUCCCACUGGGAAUCAUGCAAGGCACCGGUGAGGAGCUGUUCGACCACAUCGUGCAGUGCAUUGCCGACUUCCUGGAUUAUAUGGGCCUCAAGGGGGCAAGGCUACCCCUGGGCUUCACCUUCUCCUUCCCCUGCAGCCAGACCAGCAUCGACAAGGGGAUCCUCAUUGGCUGGACCAAAGGCUUCAAGGCCACCGACUGUGAGGGGGAGGAUGUGGUGGACAUGCUGAGGGAAGCCAUUAAGAGGAGAAAUGAGUUUGACCUGGACAUAGUUGCCAUUGUGAAUGACACUGUGGGGACCAUGAUGACCUGUGGCUACGAGGAUCCUAACUGUGAGAUCGGCCUGAUUGCAGGAACAGGCAGCAACAUGUGCUACAUGGAGGAGAUGCGGAACAUUGAAGUGGUGGAAGGGGAUGAAGGGAAGAUGUGUAUAAACUCUGAGUGGGGAGGAUUUGGAGAUAACGGCUGUCUGGAUGACAUCCGCACACAGUAUGACAAGGAGGUGGACGAGGGCUCCUUGAAUUCUGGCAGGCAGAGGUACGAGAAGAUGACCAGCGGCAUGUACCUGGGGGAGAUCGUGCGGCAGAUCCUCAUCGACCUGACCAAGCAGGGCCUCCUCUUCCGUGGGCAGAUUUCAGAGCGUCUCCAGACCAGGGGCAUCUUUGAAACCAAGUUCCUGUCCCAGAUUGAAAGUGACCGGCUGGCCCUCCUGCAGGUCCGAAGCAUCCUGCAGCAGCUCGGCCUAGACAGCACCUGUGAGGACAGCAUCGUGGUGAAGGAAGUGUGUGGGGCCGUGUCCCGGCGUGCGGCCCAGCUCUGCGGCGCUGGCCUGGCCGCUGUGGUCGAGAAGAGAAGACAGGACCAGGGGUUGGAGCACCUGCGAAUCACCGUGGGCGUGGACGGCACCCUGUACAAGCUGCACCCACACUUCUCUCGGAUCCUGCAGGAAACGGUGAAGGAGCUGGCGCCUCAGUGCGACGUGACAUUCAUGCUGUCGGAGGAUGGCAGUGGGAAGGGAGCCGCUCUGAUCACCGCCGUGGCCAAGAGGUUACAGCAGGCGCAGAAGGAGCACUAGGGAACUCCAGGACUGGGCUGGACGGCCCUUGGACACUGACCAGCAUUGCCUCUGGCAGAUGAAUCCAUUAGGAAGCCACAAGCAAGCUUCUGGCUGACCUCAGUUCCCGAUGGCCCAAAGAUACUGCCACCCCCCGCCCCCCUCCCCUACUCCACCACCCCAGGCUUUUUGACCCUCUGUAUUUUUUUUUACUCGUUUCCAAGAGGAUUAAAUGCUUUCUUAACUUGGCACAUUUGAGCCAAACACAGACCAACUUAUCAAAUUUACAUGUGUCACCCACAAGAGCCUCUGUUAGCAUGUUUUCCGGUUGCCACCUGAGCUGUCAGCUCUCUGGCUUACCUGGAAACAUCUGUAGCCAUCUC